This is a messenger RNA of Procambarus clarkii (red swamp crayfish), 930 nucleotides long. RefSeq lists its product as uncharacterized. NCBI's taxonomy places the organism in Eukaryota, Metazoa, Arthropoda, Malacostraca, Decapoda, Cambaridae. The record is from RefSeq and is a predicted model, not a curated record.
AUGGUCCCGGACACAAGUACCAACCCCGGACACAAGUACCAACCCCGGACACAAGUACCAACCCCGGACACAAGUACCAACCCCGGACACAAGUACCAACCCCGGACACAAGUACCAACCCCGGACACAAGUACCAACCCCGGACACAAGUACCAACCCCGGACACAAGUACCAACCCCGGACACAAGUACCAACCCCGGACACAAGUACCAACCCUGGACACAAGUACCAACCCCGGACACAAGUACCAACCCCGGACACAAGUACCAACCCCGGACACAAGUACCAACCCCGGACACAAGUACCAACCCCGGACACAAGUACCAACCCCGGACACAAGUACCAACCUCGGACACAAGUACCAACCCCGGACACAAGUACCAACCUCGGACACAAGUACAACCUCGGACACAAGUACCAACCCCGGACACAAGUACCAACCUCGGACACAAGUACCAACCCCGGACACAAGUACCAACCUCGGACACAAGUACCACCUCGGACACAAGUACCAACCCGGACACAAGUACCAACCUCGGACACAAGUACCAACCCCGGACACAAGUACCACCUCGGACACAAGUACCAACCCCGGACACAAGUACCAACCUCGGACACAAGUACCAACCUCGGACACAAGUACCAACCUCGGACACAAGUACCAACCUCGGACACAAGUACCAACCCCGGACACAAGUACCAACCCCGGACACAAGUACCAACCCCGGACACAAGUACCAACCCCGGACACAAGUACCAACCCCGGACACAAGUACCAACCCCGGACACAAGUACCAACCCCGGACACAAGUACCAACCCCGGACACAAGUACCAACCCCGGACACAAGUACCAACCCCGGACACAAAUAACAAUCCAAUACACAUGCCAUAACCUGGACACAUGUAAUAAUCGUGGACACAUGAAAUGA